Molecule: messenger RNA, 4130 nt
Organism: Varanus komodoensis (Komodo dragon)
Lineage: Eukaryota; Metazoa; Chordata; Lepidosauria; Squamata; Varanidae
Gene: SMARCC2
Product: SWI/SNF related, matrix associated, actin dependent regulator of chromatin subfamily c member 2
Exons: 29
Coding region: 55-3717 (1220 amino acids)
Biological process (GO): positive regulation of DNA-templated transcription
Cellular component (GO): SWI/SNF complex; npBAF complex; nBAF complex
Molecular function (GO): histone binding; nucleosomal DNA binding
Source: RefSeq, a predicted model, not a curated record
CAGGGAGCGUGAGAGGGGCGAAGCGACGCGGCCCAGGCCGGCGGCGCUGGGAAAAUGGCGGUGCGGAAGAAGGACGGCGGCCCUAACGUCAAGUACUACGAGGCCUCAGACACCGUUAGCCAGUUCGACAGCGCGCGCGUCUGGUUGGGCAAGAACUACAAAAAGUAUAUCCAAGCAGAGCCACCUACCAAUAAGUCAUUGUCCAGUCUAGUUGUGCAGCUGCUUCAGUUCCAAGAGGAGGUAUUUGGGAAACAUGUCAGCAAUGCACCACUAACAAAGUUACCAAUUAAAUGCUUCUUAGAUUUCAAAGCUGGGGGUGCCUUGUGUCAGAUCCUUGCAGCAGCUUAUAAAUUCAAGAGUGACCAGGGAUGGCGGCGUUUCGAUUUCCAGAAUCCAUCACGAAUGGAUCGCAAUGUGGAAAUGUUCAUGACCAUUGAAAAAUCUUUGGUGCAGAACAAUUGCCUUUCCCGACCUAACAUCUAUUUGCAUCCAGACAUUGACCCUAAAUUGCAGGCCAAACUGAAAGAUAUAAUCAAACGACACCAGGGAACGGUAACUGAAGAUAAGAACAAUGCUUCCCAUAUCGUCUUCCCUGUUCCUAGUAGCCUAGAGGAAGAAGAAUGGGUUCGGCCUAUUAUGAAGAGAGACAAGCAAGUCCUCCUGCACUGGGGCUACUAUCCUGACAGUUAUGACACCUGGAUCCCAGCAAGUGAAAUUGAAGCCCCUGUGGAGGAUGCCCCCACACCAGAGAAACCCCGUAAGGUUCAUGCUAAAUGGAUCCUGGACACAGAUACUUUCAACGAGUGGAUGAAUGAAGAAGACUACGAGGUAAAUGAUGAGAAGAGCCCUGUGUCCCGUAGGAAGAAAAUAUCUGCCAAGACUCUCACCGAUGAGGUUAACAGUCCAGACUCGGACCGAAGGGACAAGAAGGGGGGAAACUAUAAGAAAAGGAAGCGUUCUCCCUCUCCUUCACCUACUCCAGAAGCUAAGAAAAAGAAUGCCAAGAAAGGGCCUUCCACUCCCUACACAAAGUCCAAGCGCGGCCAUCGUGAGGAGGAGCAAGAAGACCUUACGAAAGACAUGGAUGAGCCUUCUCCCGUCCCCAAUGUUGAAGAAGUCACACUACCAAAAACAGUCAACACCAAGAAAGACUCUGAAUCUGCUCCUGUGAAGGGUGGCACCAUGACUGAUUUGGAUGAGCCAGAGGAUGAGAGCAUGGAGACAACAGGCAAAGAUGAAGAGGAGAACAAUGCUGGGAACAAAGGGGAGCAGACAAAAAACCCAGAUCUGCACGAGGACAAUGUGACAGAGCAGACUCACCACAUUAUCAUCCCCAGCUAUGCAGCCUGGUUUGACUAUAACAGCGUCCACGCCAUCGAGCGGAGAGCCCUGCCUGAGUUUUUCAAUGGCAAAAACAAGUCAAAGACUCCGGAAAUAUACUUGGCAUACCGCAAUUUCAUGAUUGAUACCUACCGACUGAAUCCACAGGAGUAUCUAACCUCAACUGCUUGCCGCCGGAAUCUGGCAGGGGAUGUCUGUGCCAUCAUGAGAGUCCAUGCCUUUCUGGAGCAGUGGGGACUGAUUAACUACCAGGUGGAUGCAGAGAGCCGGCCAACCCCAAUGGGACCACCACCUACAUCACAUUUCCAUGUUUUGGCUGACACUCCUUCAGGAUUGGUGCCAUUGCAACCCAAAACUCCCCAGGGUCGUCAGAGUGAUAGUGACACCAAAACUGGACGGAAGAGCAAGGAGAUUGAAGAUCUCGUCACAGACACAGUGAAGGGGAAACCAGAGAUGCAAACCACAGCUUCUCAGCAGAUGCUGAACUUCCCUGACAAGAGCAAAGAAAAACCACCAGAUAUGCAAAACUUUGGACUUCGCACUGACAUGUACACUAAGAAAAAUGCUCCUUCCAAGAGCAAAGCUGCUGCGAGUGCUACCCGUGAGUGGACAGAGCAGGAGACAUUGUUAUUGCUGGAGGCACUGGAGAUGUACAAAGACGAUUGGAACAAGGUUUCUGAGCAUGUUGGCAGCCGCACCCAGGAUGAGUGCAUUCUGCACUUCUUGCGUCUUCCCAUUGAGGACCCCUACCUGGAGGACUCUGAGGCCUCACUUGGACCCCUAGCCUACCAACCCAUUCCCUUCAGCCAGUCGGGCAAUCCUGUUAUGAGCACUGUGGCCUUCCUGGCUUCUGUGGUGGACCCCCGUGUAGCAUCCGCAGCAGCCAAGUCAGCUCUAGAGGAGUUCUCCAAGAUGAAGGAGGAGGUGCCCACAGCCUUGGUUGAAGCGCAUGUUCGCAAGGUGGAGGAAGCUGCCAAGGUGACAGGCAAGGCAGACCCAGCAUUUGGUCUGGAGAGCAGUGGAAUUGCAGGGACCACCUCUGAUGAGCUGGAGAGAAUAGAAGAAAGCUGCACAGAUGAAAACCGGGCAGAACCACCUCCAUCUGAGGAGAAGAAAGAGGAACAAAGAGAAGGAUCCCUGGAGGAGGAAGUGAAGGAGAAACUUGGAGAGGUGCCUAGGAAGGAGGAAGACAAAAACAAAGAGGCUGAUGGCGAGAAGGAGAUGGACAAAAGUGAUGGGGACACGAUGGCUGAUGGAGAAAAGGAAAAGGAACCCAAGGAUGGUCAGGAGGAGGGACCCAAGGACCUUGCAGAGACGGAGGGUGAGCGAAAGACCAAGGUGGAGAGAGACAUCGGCGAAGGUAACCUCUCCACUGCAGCUGCUGCUGCUUUGGCUGCUGCAGCAGUGAAAGCAAAGCACUUGGCUGCAGUGGAAGAGCGUAAAAUCAAGUCACUGGUUGCCUUGUUGGUGGAAACACAGAUGAAGAAGCUUGAGAUUAAGUUACGGCACUUUGAGGAGCUAGAGACCAUCAUGGAUCGGGAACGUGAGGCACUUGAGUACCAGAGGCAGCAGCUCCUGGCUGACCGUCAGGCUUUCCACAUGGAGCAGCUCAAGUACGCCGAGAUGCGAGCUCGCCAGCAGCAUUUCCAGCAGAUGCACCAGCAGCAGCAGCCGCCGCCGCCGCCACCACCCUCUCUCCCUGGGGGCUCCCAGCCUCUCCCUUCUUCAGGGGCUCCCCUGGCAUCAGCUGCUCACUCCAUUCCCAUCAGCCAGACAUCGGUGCCAGCUGCCAGUACCAUAGGACAGCCCAGCAGUAUGGCUCAGACAGAGCAGAUUGGGCAGCCCGUGGCAGUGCAGCCACAGCAGACAGCAGCUGGAGCACCACCAACUGGCCCGGGCCAAACUGGACAGCCACCCACAGGUUCCCAUGCCCAGCCUCCGUUCCCUAGCCAGCAGCCAUCAUCCCAGAUUCUUCCCGGGGCAGUCCCAGCAACCGUUCACCCGGCCAUGGCUGGUAAUAUCCCCUCGACUCUGCCUUUUGGAAUGCCUGCCUCCAUCCCACUUAGCAUGGCUAGUAACGUAACAGACUCCAUCGGCAUUAACUUCCCUGCUAACAUGCCCAUCCAUCCAGUGCAUGGUAACCUUGCGUGCAGCAUGGCUAAUCCGCCCAUCAUCAACGUCUCUAGCACCCUGCACCCUGCUGCCGCCCCACUGCCGCAUGGUUCCGCAGCUGCCCAGAGCCCAGCUAUUGUGGCUGCAAUGCAGGGCAGCCUCCUUCCAAAUGCUGGUCUUGGAUCAGAUCAAGGACCUUCACUGCAGUCGGAUCCUAUCACUCCUAGCCCCAACACGGCCACACCAGUCCCACCUACACAGUGAGAAGCUGUGAGCUGCUCUUCUUGUUGCCUCUGGAAUGAGCCCUCACCACUAGGAAGGACAAGCAACCCCAAAUCGUGUUAAACAUGGAUUCUGUUUGGGUGGGUUUUUAAAAGGCUUAAAAACAGUGAUCAAAGGCGGAAGAAGAUUUGGCUCUAUUGACUCCCUUCCCCUGUGUUUCUCUGCUGCAUCCCAUGUCCCCCAAUGCUUUUUUUUUGUAUCCAGUCGUACCAAGACUUUUUAUUUAAAGGUGUUUCUAAUUGGUGGAGGCGGGUAGACAAGAAUCUGUCUCCAAACAGCCACUGCUAUUUAUAGAGGGCUUUGAUUUUAAACCUGGUUGAAAAGGAGUUUAACUCCCCCUUGUAUGUGUCUGUCUCGCUCUUUUUUUUAAAACAAUAAAGAAAAACUACAACAAA